AACAGCGGCAAAAAAUCAUCAUAUUUCUAUUGAUAAAAAAACAAUUAUGUCAAUCCAGCGAUUUCCUUCUAUCCCUAUUUCUUAUACAGCGCCGGCAGCGUCUACAUCCGUGUUUGAGGCAUUUCAAGCAUAUGUUAAGUAUUUUGAAGAAUCAGUAGAAACGUUUCUUGGACCAGUUAAACAUUAUGUUCCAGCGUUGGGACGAUUUUUAAUUAUUGGGACGUUUAUGGAGGAUUCAGUACGUAUUUUAACGCAGAUGAGGGAUCAGCUUUAUUAUUUGGAGGUUCACCGACAUUUUUACAGUGGAUUAAGCCAUACAUUUCUUAUCGUUAAUGUUAUAGCGAUGUUAACGGCAUCGUUUAUGAUUGUAGCACGAAAGAAGUCGGAGAUAGCAGUAUGUAUUUUAUUUGGGGUGGUAAUUGCGCAAGCAGUUGGAUAUGGGUUAAUAUUUGACAAAUUGCUUUUUUUCCGAAACAUUUCUAUAACAGGAGGGUUAUUGAUGGUUUUAUCGGAUUCGUGGUCUAAGAAGCAACAUUUGUUUGCAGGAUUACCUCAGUUAUCAGAAACGGAUCGUAAAAAGUAUUUUCUAGCAGUUGGAAGAGUUCUCUUGAUUUUUCUUUUUACAGAAUUUAUUUUCAAAGAAACAUGGACGGUUGUCCAUGUAUUUAUGUUAAUUUUCUCUUUAAUAGCAUGCUUUAUGGUAAUUAUUGGAUUUAAGGCAAAGUGGAGUGCUUUUUUUCUUGUUUGUAUCUUAAAUAUCUUUAAUAUAUUGAUUAACAAUUGGUGGGAUACAAAAAUUACAGAAAUGGAAAAAGAUUUAUUAAAAUAUGAUUUCUUUCAAAUGCUUUCAAUUACAGGAGGAUUGAUUUUACUUGUCAAUAUGGGUCCUGGAGGGUUUUCUGUUGAUGAAAAGAAAAAAAUUUAUUAAUUCAAUUAUUCAAACAAACAUUUAUUCAUUUAUUCAUUCAUUCAAU
Messenger RNA from Pneumocystis carinii B80, 974 nucleotides. RefSeq lists its product as hypothetical. Gene Ontology annotation, biological process: Golgi organization. Lineage: Eukaryota; Fungi; Ascomycota; Pneumocystomycetes; Pneumocystales; Pneumocystaceae. Gene Ontology annotation, cellular component: endoplasmic reticulum; endoplasmic reticulum-Golgi intermediate compartment; membrane. The coding region runs from base 47 to 928 and encodes 293 amino acids. The record is from RefSeq and is a predicted model, not a curated record. The transcript is spliced from 5 exons.